AUGGUUGUGUCAAAAUGGACAAUGAAUUUCCGGAACAAUCAGGAGCCAUCGAUUGUGCUGAUAUGGGUAGUGUUUCCGGGGUUACCCAUCCCCUUUUUUGCAAAACAGCAGAUCUCCAAGUUAGCGGCAACGCUGGGGAGGGUGUUGAAAAUUGAUUCUGCAACCGCUACGCUUCGCAGACCGUUAGUGGCAAGGGUGCUAGUGGAGAUGGACGUAGCUACGGAGCUAGCAAAAAGGAUUUGGAUAGGGGAUGAUGACUUGAAACCAGAGGCACCCAAACGUGAUAUCCCACGAAGGAGCGAGAGGCAAUUACAAGCUAAUGCUCGACAGGAUGCUCAGCAGAAGCAUCCAGCAACUGAAGGCGAUGCAGCAGCCCAGCCGUAUAGCAGCAGUAGAGCCCAGGAACAAAUGGCACAAUCGGAUGAUUGUGGGCAGAAGGAUCAGAUGCAGGAGUUAGAAUCAGAAAGAGGAGCGGACUCGCAUCAGCGGGCCAAUCUACCACUGGUGGAGGGGCAGGAGGAACGUAUCCCUUCCGGGGAGGAUGUAGGCGACAGCAGUACCAUGGGGGGACCAAGUGUUCAGCAAGGCCUUGCCCAAAAUCCUGACAAGGCAGUGGCUACAGAAUUUGCGCGGACUGCGGUGGAGGGACAGCCGUUGGCGGCGACUGAUAAUGUUCUGCUGGGGGUCGCUGAUAAGCAGGUGGUGACGCAUAGUGGGGAAGGAGAUGUGGCAGCAUCUGCGAAGGAUCCGAUGGUUGUGGGGGCUGGGGUGAUUACGGUGGACCUAAUAUGUGAUAAUCUGCCAACUGCUAUUUUCAAUGGGGCAGCAUUGGCGUACAGGGGUUUGAGCCAGUCGUUUGAUAACCAAUGUGGCGGCAAUCGGGACUCGGUUAGUGAAGGGGAGGCGGACGAGGAUUUCGAGCAAGAGACUGCCUACUCCAGUGGGGGUCAAGACCUGAACACGAAUGCGGCUAGCGUUGGAGUAAAUGUCGACCACCAGGCCAUGCUUGGCAAUGGCAGAAAGCCAACAAAGAAAAAAGGGGUCUGGGUUUUGAUCCCGUCGGACAGACAGCUUCGCUCGUCGGUAACAAGUACGUUGGCACAGCACGUGUCGUUCUCAGUUCAACAUCCGUGGUUAGCCAAUCCGUUAACCUUUUCAUUUGUGCAUGCAAAAUGCACAUUAGAGGGGCGAAGGGCAUUGUGGCAGGAUCUACUUGACGAUAAACCUGGCUCUCAUGGCUGGUGUGUAUGUGGGGACUUUAAUGUCAUAGUGGACCCUAAUGAGAAGCAAGGAGGCCGUCCGUUUUCGAGUUCUGAGGGUGUGGAGCUAUUGGCUUUUAUGGAGGGGGCGGAAGUAUUUGAUGCGGGAUUUUCUGGAUCAAGAUUUACCUGGUGUAACAAUCGGCAGAGGCGAGACAGAAUCUGGAAGCAGUUAGACAGGGUGCUCAUCAACGGUGCUUUCACGGAAAGUGCUCCAUCCUUGGCUAUGACCCAUUUGGCCCGCCAUCCUUCAGAUCAUGCGCCAGUUAUGAUAUCGUUUACCUCGCGCAUGGACAAUAAACCUAGGGCGUUUAGGUUCUUAAAUCUGUGGACGUCUCAUCCUGGGCUUCUGGAUGUUGUUAAACAGGCCUGGCAGGUGGAAUGUCCUGGCUCCCCUCUUAGGGCCCUAUGUUCAAAACUACUGCGUACCAUGCGGGCCAUGCAAGAGUGGAAUAAGGGCAUAGUCGGGAAUGUGUUCGAGGCUGUUCGGAGGGCAGAGGCAUUGGUCUUAGCCGCGGAAUCACGUACAGAGAGUGAUGGCUCGGUGGAGGCUCAGGUAGAGCUCAGUAAAGCCCAGGCCGAGCUACGACAUGCACUCUUGAACGAGGAGAAGUUUUGGGGUCAAAAGGCUAAAGUUAAAUGGCUACGUUAUGGUGAUCGCAAUUCUAGAUACUUCCACGCCACGGUUCAACAACGAAAGGCAGAAAAAGUGACUCUGGAGGCAUGUCCUACUCCCGAGGAGGUGAAAAAGGUGGUGUUUGAGCUAGAUGGGGAUAGUGCUGCUGGCCCGGAUGGCUUCACAAGUCAGUUCUUUACAUUUGCAUGGGACAUUAUUGCAAAAGAUGUUUAUAAUGCUGUUUUAAGCCUUUUCUGCGGGGCAGAGUUGCCUCGGUUUUUAACAUCUACCUCCAUCGUGUUAAUUCCUAAAGUGCCAAGCCCUCACGAUUUUUCGAAAUACAGGCCAAUUAGUUUGUGCAAUUUUUUCAAUAAGGUGUUGUCUAGAAUACUGGCAGAUAGACUAGCACGCAUCUUGCCCAAGAUAUUAUCUCCGCAGCAAAUAGGGUUUGUUAAAGGUAGGAACAUAACUGAGAACUACUUGUUGGCCCAGGAGCUUAUGUCGGGAUUAGGAACAAGACCCGGGGAACGUAGCGUUAAAACUAGAUAUGACAAAGGCGUAUGA
This is a messenger RNA of Coffea arabica (coffee), 2439 nucleotides long. RefSeq lists its product as uncharacterized. The record is from RefSeq and is a predicted model, not a curated record. NCBI's taxonomy places the organism in Eukaryota, Viridiplantae, Streptophyta, Magnoliopsida, Gentianales, Rubiaceae.